AGUCACGCUCGUAUCAUUCCACCUAGCGCACGUUUUUAUCAGCAUUGUAAAGUUUUUAGUAUUGUUUUAUUGUAGUUACGAGUAGUUCAGUGAUUUGGUGAUCAUGGUUUGGGAUGAAGUGAAGCAGUGUUUUGUUCUGUCGGACGCGGUGUGCCUGGUGACGGGCGGGGCGGCCGGCGUGGGCGCCGCCCUCGUCAGCUCAUUGUUGACGGAAAAUGCGCAACACGUAGCAUUUCUCGACAUCGAAGAGAAAAAAGGCGCGGCUCUGGAGACGCAACUCAACGCAAAGUUCGGCGCGCUGAGAGCCAAGUUCAUAAAGUGUGACAUCGCGAACGAAGACGAACUCACACGAGCGUACAAACUAGUCACCGACAAGUACCGACGACUCGAUGUAGUCGUGAACAACGCUGCCUUGCUGAGUAGAGACGGAGAGAACAGCGGCAGAAUGGUUGAUGUUAAUUUUAAAGCGUCAGUGAACAGCACAUUCAAGGCUUUAGAGGCAAUGAGCGCAGAGAACGGAGGCAGCGGAGGGGUGGUGGUCAAUAUAUCCUCGCUCCUCGCCCUGAACCAAGACAGCCGGCUGGCGGUCUACUCCGCCACUAAAGCUGCAGUACUACAGUUCACUGUCACCCUUGGAAAGGAGCCAUUCUACACAAACAGCAAGGUGCGGCUACUGACCGUGUGCCCCGGCCCGACCGACACCGCCAUCUACCACCGACAGAACUUGCAGAAUCACCCCGCACACCUCACGCAACCAUAUUCCCAGAAACAAAGUGUGGAAUCAGCAGUUCUGGGUAUAAUAGAAGUGAUCAAGACUGGUGCAAGUGGAUCUGUGUGGAAGGUCGCUGAUGAUGAACCGGCUCAAGAUAUCUCUCAACAUGUCAAGAAAGGUUUCACGGUGUUUUCUUCGGUUGUGAAAAAAUAAGCUUUGAUCAUAGACCUUUAUUUUAUACUCUGUCCAUCUUA
This is a messenger RNA of Plutella xylostella (diamondback moth), 966 nucleotides long. RefSeq names its product alcohol dehydrogenase-like (gene Adh). Gene Ontology annotation, cellular component: cytoplasm. Gene Ontology annotation, molecular function: oxidoreductase activity, acting on the CH-OH group of donors, NAD or NADP as acceptor. Lineage: Eukaryota; Metazoa; Arthropoda; Insecta; Lepidoptera; Plutellidae. The record is from RefSeq and is a predicted model, not a curated record.